GUCGGAAUUAGGUUUGAGGAGUUCACUGAAAAUAGGCAGACGUAAAGAAUGUUCACUUCCAUUGGUGUUAUUGAAUUAUUUUAUAUCACAGGGCUUCUUACCAGCGUUGAAGCAACCUGUGGAAUUCGCCCGCAAACUAGAAUCAUCAGUGGUCAUAAUGCAGCCCCUAAUUCAUGGCCUUGGAUGGUGCAGAUGAAUUAUCUUGGCGGCCAUCACUGUGGAGGCGCCUUGGUUAGCCCACAGUGGAUCGUAACAGCGGCCCACUGCGUGGAUCAUGCGAAGAGACCUCAGUAUUAUCGGGAUUUUCGGAUAACUCUCGGCGAACACCGAAGGAGCACACAAGGGGAUUACGAACAAGUGUUCAAAGUGGUGGAUAUUGUGGUACACCCACAUUAUAAUAAGCCUUCGAUCGUGAACAAUGAUAUUGCGUUAAUAAAACUGAACCGUCCCGCUGUAUUGAAUCAACAAGUCGGCUUGAUCUGUCUUCCUAAACAAGGCUACAUUAUCCCGGCUGGAAAGAGAUGUUAUGCCACAGGUUGGGGCUUGACAAUUCUUGAGGACUGGAGCAGUCAAGCGGACAUCCUCAAACAGGCCAUGCUCCCUACAGUGAGUCAGUCAGCAUGCGAGAGAAAUAACAAGGACGCUGGUAUCCCUGUGACAAACGCCAUGUUCUGCACAGGUCAUGGUGGCUCUAGUCCCAUCAGCACAUGCAACACCGACAGUGGUGGACCAAUAGUAUGUAAGGAUUGGACCGGCAGAUGGUACCUACAGGGUGUGGUCAGUUGGGGUGACGGUGGUUGUCAUCCGGGACAUUACUCUGUCAAUGCCAGAGUGAGCAAGUACAGAAACUGGAUUAAUAGUUACACGGUGGGCUAGUUAAAGCUCUAAAAAGUGAUGUUGAGAACGAGCGAGCCAUCUUCCUUUGAGUUUAAAGAGAA
Molecule: messenger RNA, 938 nt
Organism: Stylophora pistillata
Lineage: Eukaryota; Metazoa; Cnidaria; Anthozoa; Scleractinia; Pocilloporidae
Product: elastase-1-like
Biological process (GO): proteolysis
Molecular function (GO): serine-type endopeptidase activity
Source: RefSeq, a predicted model, not a curated record